Messenger RNA from Austrofundulus limnaeus, 4717 nucleotides. RefSeq names its product SWI/SNF complex subunit SMARCC2. The record is from RefSeq and is a predicted model, not a curated record. Lineage: Eukaryota; Metazoa; Chordata; Actinopteri; Cyprinodontiformes; Rivulidae. Gene Ontology annotation, molecular function: protein binding. Gene Ontology annotation, biological process: cell projection morphogenesis. Gene Ontology annotation, cellular component: synapse.
AACAACUGCCUGAGUAGACCUGUCAUCUACCUGAGUUCUGACAUUGAACCAAAGCUGCUUGGAAAACUGAAAGACAUCAUCAAAAGGCAUCAGGGCUCAGUGACUGAGGACAAGGUCUCCAGCUCUCAUGUUGUGGUGCCCAUUCCAACCAGUCUGGAGGAAGAGGAGUGGGUGCGCCCUGUGAUGAAGAGAGACAAGCAAGUUCUGCUCCACUGGGGAUAUUUUCCAGACAGUUAUGACACCUGGAUCCCUGCCAGUGAGAUUGAGGCAGCAGUGGAGGAUGCUCCCAGCCCAGAAAAGCCCAGAAAAGUCCACGCAAAGUGGAUUUUAGACCUGGACCAGUAUAACGAGUGGAUGAAUGAGGAGGACUAUGAGGUGGGAGAGGGCUGUCCUAAGAGGAAGAGGAUUUCCGCCAAGACACUCACAGACGAGGUGACCACACCAGARGAGCGGAGGGACAAGAAACCCGGCAGUGCCAAGAAGAGGAAGCGCUCGCCGUCGCCCUCCCCCACGCCUCCGCCUCAGGAGAGCAAGAAGAAGAACACCAAAAAAGGGCCAACAACACCAUACACUAAAUCUAAACGGGGUCAAAGGGAGGAGGAGCAGGAGGAUCUGUCCAAAGAUCUGGAUGAAGCUUCACCGGUUCCAACAUCUGAAGAGGGAAACACAGCGAAGACAAAUAACACUAAGAAAGAUUCAGAUUCAACUCCGGUCAAAGGAGGAACAGAAAUGGAUGAGCAGGAGGACGAGUCUAUGGAAACAACAGGAAAGCAGGACGAGGAGGAAGGCUCUCCCAGUGUGAAGGGUGAACCUGUGAAGGGCUCCGACCUUCAUGAGGACAACGUGACUGAGCAAACCCACCACAUCAUCAUACCAAGCUACGCUGCCUGGUUCGACUACAACAGUGUUCAUGCCAUCGAGCGUAGAGCCCUGCCAGAAUUUUUUAAUGGGAAGAACAAAUCCAAAACCCCAGAGAUUUAUCUGGCAUACAGAAACUUCAUGAUUGACACCUACCGACUGAACCCUCAGGAGUACCUGACCUCCACUGCGUGCCGCAGGAACCUGGCGGGAGACGUGUGCGCCAUCAUGAGAGUGCACGCUUUUCUGGAGCAAUGGGGACUGAUCAACUACCAGGUGGACUCUGAGAGUCGACCCACUCCCAUGGGACCGCCACCCACCUCUCACUUCCAUGUCCUCGCAGACACUCCCUCAAGUCUGGUGCCCCUGCAGCCCAAAACAUCACAGACUCCUGCCACCCAGCCGAUGAUGUCAUUCCCUGAUAAGGUCAAGGAAAAACCAGCAGAUCUGCAAAACUUUGGGCUCCGAACCGACAUGUACAGCAAGAAAUCUGGAUCAACAAAGAGCAAGAAUGGAGCAAGCUCAAUGAGGGACUGGACAGAGCAAGAAACACUACUACUACUUGAGGGUCUGGAGAUGUACAAAGACGACUGGAACAAGGUGUCUGAGCACGUCGGCAGCCGCACGCAAGAUGAGUGCAUCCUGCACUUCCUGCGGCUGCCCAUCGAAGACCCGUAUUUGGAGGACAGCUCCUCAACUAUGGGCCCGCUGGCUUACCAGCCGAUACCUUUCAGCCAAGCAGGAAACCCUGUCAUGAGCACGGUGGCCUUCCUUGCUUCUGUAGUUGACCCACGUGUGGCCUCAGCUGCAGCCAAAUCUGCACUCGAGGAAUUCUCGCGAAUGAAGGAGGAGGUUCCUGCAGCACUUGUUGAGGCUCACGUACGGCGGGUGGAGGAAGCAGCGAGGGUCAGCGGCCGACAGGAUCCUCUGUACGGCCUGGAGGGAAGUGGCAUCGCAGGCACUGGCCUGGAGGAGGGAGAAAGGCCUGAUGAAAGCAGUGAUGAAAGUAAGAGUGACAGCCAAUCAAAUGAAGAGAAGAGAGACACUAAGGAUAGUAAAGAUGGAGCGAUAGAGGAGGAGGAGAAGCAGGUGGAAAACGGGAAAAAGGAAGAAGACAGAGGAAGAGAACCUGAAGGAGAGAGGGAGGCAGAAAAAACGGAGGCUGACAUGGGCGAUGGAGAAAAGGAGAAAGAUGCAAAAGAGGGAACAGAAGAAGGACAAAGAGAAGGAGAGAUUGAAGGAGAGAGGAAGGCGAAGGUUGAGCGUGACGUGGGAGAGGGGAACCUGGCAACUGCUGCCGCCUCCGCUUUAGCCGCCGCUGCUGUCAAAGCCAAGCAUUUGGCCGCGGUGGAGGAGAGAAAGAUCAAAUCUCUGGUGGCUCUGCUGGUGGAGACGCAAAUGAAGAAGCUUGAGAUUAAACUGCGACACUUUGAAGAACUGGAAACGAUCAUGGACAGAGAGAGGGAGGCCCUCGAAUAUCAGCGUCAGCAGCUGCUGGCUGACCGUCAGUCUUUCCACAUGGAGCAGCUGAAAUACGCUGAAAUGAGGGCUCGGCAGCAGCACUUCCAGCAGAUUCAGCACCAGCAGCACAGCCAGGCAGGGGGUCCUCACUCCAACCAGGCCACCCCAGGCCCACCACCCCAAGGCCCGACUGCAGGUCAGCCAGCUCCCAGCACACCAGCGUCACAGGCGGCACCCAGCCCCGCGCCUCCGUCCUCUUCUGCCCCAGCACCUGAGUCCCAGCCACCUCCAGGAGCUCACACCUCACCUCCAUGCCCCCCAGGCCAAGCCCCGGCCCCUCACUCCAGCUCCAGCUCUACACCUGUUCUCCACGAGUCCAACGCUCCUCUGCCAGGGGAGACGCUCCACCCGUCAGCUCCCGUCCCCCCACCACAGUGAGAAAAACAAAAACAAACAAACAAAAAAAAAAACCCACAUGAGAAUCCAAAUGACUGAUCAUUUCAAAACCUGCCUGCAUCAUCUGAAAUGAAGAAGUUAUCAGCUGAAAGAUGACAAACACAUUUUUCAUGUUCAGUAUUUUACUUUUUCCAAAUGGAAAAUUAAUGUUUGACAGAAAAAUAAAUGUAAAUGUCUGUUGACUGUGUGAAAAAAAAAAGUCUGUUACAAAUUGUCAACUUUUAAGGGAAAAUUGAUUUUCAUCCUUUGUGGUUGACUGGGGAGAAAUGUCUCAAAUCAAAAAUGUACGGUCAACUCAGAAUAUCUGGUUACAUAGAUUAUCAACAUGCCAGCACUCUAGAAGAACAAAUAACAUAUCUUGUGUUUGAUUAUUGUUUAAAUUUGUUUUUUUACAGCAGUUUGUCAUAAUUCAUGGAGUCUAGUUUAUCAUGAGCUCUCCGGAGCCCUCCCCUUGUGCUUAAGGUACGAAUUAGGAAACGUGUAAAACAAAAAGCACUUUUAACAUUUCCCAAGGUCUUGCUGAAAGACUGGAAGUAUCCAUCUAAUUGAACUUUAGCACUUAUAUAUUUGUUUUGUUGUUUUAAACACUUUGACCUAUAGAAGAGUUUGGAAAAUCAAACAGAAACAUUCGAUAUUCCUCCACAUUUGAUGUGUUACAUGUUUUUUCCACAGGGUCAAGCCUGAAACAUUACACGCCCAAAAGUCUGUAAUGAAGGAAAAGAUUUCAAUUGAAGAUGCCAGUUUGAAAUUAAAUAACCUAAGCUUGGAUGCAGUUUAAGGAAAAAUGUACUGUAAACUGGAUUUUCUGUUACAAACAGCUUUUACUAUCAUUUUAUGAUGUUACGUAAAGUAUUUAAAAAGAAAUACUGUAAGCUUGGGGUCCCGACAAGACCUCCCUUUGAAAACCGAGCACUUAUAGAAAAAAACAUGUCAGUAUUUUGCAAGUGUGGAUGAACUCUAAACAUCCAGAUUGUUAAGGAAGUGAAGAAUGUAGUUCAAAAGAAAUGACUGAAUCUUUUAGGAUUAUACGGUGAACCUAUUCAGAUCUGGACAGUGCGUUACCUAAACCAACUGCUUUUAUAGAUCAAGUUUACCAUGUUUAUUCAGUGACUUUUAUUGUGGUUGUUUGGGAAGUAAAGGGGGAUCUUCAGCGACUUUUUUUUUAUUUUUUUUUUGCUGUGUUUCACUUUAAAAUUGGAAGAAACAUUAAUGCUGUCAACAAGGGAACACCUUAAAACUGCUCAUAACUGAGAAUUAUGUCAGUAAUAUCUGCAACGAUAUCCUCACUUUUUAUCCUGACAGUUUUUUAUAUUUUUAUGUCAUUUUUGUCAUUUUUUUUAUAUCUCAACAUUGUAACUGUAUAUUAUCUUUGUAGCCUGUAUUUACCCUCCACCUUCAUGCGUGUGUGAGAGAGAUCUGAAUCUUUGAGACGUGACUGUUCAUGUGUACAUGCCAUUAAGACCUGUAAACCACGUUACCAAUCAGUUUUUAAUUUAAGUGCCAUCAGUUGUGAGUUAAUCGAGUCUGAUGAUUUAAAAAAAAAGAAAGAAAGAAAACAUGCUUUGCUCUGCACAUGGUCACAUCAGUGUCAUAUUUACUCCCAUCAGAUGGUGGAACUUUGCAGUUAAAUGUCCAUGAAGCCAGUAUUACUGUCCUCACUGCAGCUGUGAGCAUAAAUGGACAUCUUUUAUCUGUGUUAUUACUACAUUGUGUGCAUUUUGUGAUAUGAAAUAAGUGUCUGCUCAGUUUUCUGUAUGUUUUUCACGCUGCUGAAGGUAGCAGCAGCAGCAGGUAUUAUACAGUAGAAAUCUGUUUUUUUUUCCUCUGUGAAUCAUCACAUUAGUGCUGACAGUAACGCAGUUUGUAUUAAAAAGAGAAAAAAAUCCAAACAGGUUUUAGUUACAAAACGUUUGAGGAAAAAAAUAAAGAUGUGAAGAGGAGA